Molecule: messenger RNA, 573 nt
Organism: Eupeodes corollae
Lineage: Eukaryota; Metazoa; Arthropoda; Insecta; Diptera; Syrphidae
Gene: Phf5a
Product: PHD finger-like domain-containing protein 5A
Exons: 4
Coding region: 109-444 (111 amino acids)
Biological process (GO): mRNA splicing, via spliceosome
Cellular component (GO): U12-type spliceosomal complex; catalytic step 2 spliceosome; U2 snRNP
Source: RefSeq, a predicted model, not a curated record
ACAUUUGACAUUUCGCUCUACAAAAGUAAAAUUAUUUUGUUUAUCAACGUUUACGCCGCCGAUUUGUCUUCAUUUACAACACUAAAAUAAAAAUAAUUAAAUAAAACAAUGGCCAAGCAUCAUCCAGAUUUGAUUUUUUGCAGAAAACAACCUGGAGUUGCUAUUGGACGCCUCUGUGAGAAAUGCGAUGGCAAAUGUGUUAUUUGUGAUUCCUACGUCCGACCAUGUACUCUGGUCCGAAUAUGUGAUGAAUGCAAUUAUGGAUCUUAUCAAGGAAGAUGUGUUAUUUGUGGAGGACCUGGAGUAUCAGAUGCUUACUAUUGCAAAGAGUGUACAAUUCAAGAAAAAGAUCGUGAUGGAUGUCCAAAAAUUGUCAAUUUGGGAAGUUCAAAAACCGAUCUUUUCUACGAGAGGAAAAAGUAUGGUUUCAAACAGAGUUACUAACAUUAGGAUUUCACUUGGACUGUCACUUCUUUAUAGUUUUCUAAUUUAAUAUAAAAUAAAAAUACACUGUAAUUUCAUUCUUUUCUGAUUUCUAGAUAAAAUUGUUCUUUUUAAUUGAUAAGAAUUUUA